AUGCCUCCAAAGAAGCGCUCGCGGCUGCAGGUGUCUUCAACGCCAACCACCAUCAGAGAAGACAGCGCUAUGGACGUUGAUACGCCUCGAUUAAGCGUGACCCCGGGCUAUUCAUCCUCGGCUUUCAAACCAAUCAUACCCGUGACCCCGUACGACAAUCUCUGGACGGAUGACCAGAUAUCCUCACUAUUCAAAGGCGUCAUUCGCUGGAAACCUGCUGGAAUGCACAAGCACUUUCGAAUGAUUGCAAUCUCAGAGCAUCUGCGCAACCACGGCAUCGAUCCCGACAUCCACCGACACACGCGAAUCCCAUACAUAUGGGAAAAGCUACGCACCUACUACGACCUCGACCUGAUUGACGAGCGCGAAAACUUUGACGACGACGAGGCCGAGGAUAAGUACAUCGAGUUCUCGCUGCCGUUUCACGAUUUCGGCGACUUGAUGCUGCAGCGGGCCAUUGCGGACCCGAGCGAAGCGCCCACGUCGCCUCGCCAGCUGGAGUUUUCGCCGCCGCCAUCUUCCUCUAUACCGCAGAAGCGCGCACGAGCAAGCGCUGCAUCGAAGACGAGGGGCGUAUCAGUCGAGAAUCCCGAGAGUGCUGCUGUGUCUUCUUCUGCACCGUCGCCGGCAGCGGCAGCAGCAGCAAAGCCAGCAAAAGGCACGCGGGGCCGCAAAAGAGCGACGAGCCAGCCCAAGGUGGAAAAGGAAAAGGUGGUGGAAAACUCCGAAGACGAUGACGAAGAAGAAUCAGACGAGGAGGAGGAAGAAUCUGGCUCAGAAGAGAGUGACAGUGGAAGCGCAGAAAGCGGAACUCCCGCGCCGAAACAAGCGAGAGGAGGCCCUGGGAGAGGUCGUGGACGAGGCCGUGGACGAGGCAGAAGAGGGAGAGGAAGGGGAGGCUAA
Messenger RNA from Trichoderma atroviride IMI 206040, 903 nucleotides. RefSeq lists its product as uncharacterized. The record is from RefSeq and is a predicted model, not a curated record. Gene Ontology annotation, biological process: regulation of transcription by RNA polymerase II. NCBI's taxonomy places the organism in Eukaryota, Fungi, Ascomycota, Sordariomycetes, Hypocreales, Hypocreaceae. Gene Ontology annotation, cellular component: nucleus; NuA4 histone acetyltransferase complex.